Messenger RNA from Astyanax mexicanus (Mexican tetra), 7091 nucleotides. RefSeq names its product calmodulin regulated spectrin-associated protein 1b (gene camsap1b). The record is from RefSeq and is a predicted model, not a curated record. The coding region runs from base 222 to 4892 and encodes 1556 amino acids. Gene Ontology annotation, cellular component: microtubule minus-end. Gene Ontology annotation, molecular function: microtubule minus-end binding; calmodulin binding; spectrin binding. Gene Ontology annotation, biological process: negative regulation of microtubule depolymerization; neuron projection development; cytoplasmic microtubule organization. The transcript is spliced from 19 exons. NCBI's taxonomy places the organism in Eukaryota, Metazoa, Chordata, Actinopteri, Characiformes, Acestrorhamphidae.
UGGAGGCGCGGUUGUUAGGCUGGGUCUCCGCGCUGUUUCUGCUGCUGUAGCGCUGCUGGGAGGAGACGCUCACCCGCUGCAUCUCCGCUCCUGUCGGCUCGGUCCAGCGGGUCUCCAUGAGUUCCCCUGGCCUGCUUUCUCCGAUGCUAUCUUUUUUAAUCUGCGGAUUUAUCGGAUUGGAGUGCUGAUAGGGAGUACGCUGUAAAGGCAGUGUUCUCAGGAUGGACGUGGACUUGGGUGCUGGCGGGGACAGCACCCGAAGAAAGAUGGAAGUAAUGGGCGAAGGGAUGGAGAUCACACCACUGGAAAUGUACGACUCAGCGAGGGCUAAGAUUGCGGCCAACCUGCGAUGGAUAUUUGCUAAAGCUUAUGGAAUCGACCACGUCCCAGAGGACUUGCGGGACCCCUUCUACACAGAUCAGUACGAGCAGGAGCACAUUAAACCCCCUGUGAUCCGCCUGUUACUGUCCUCUGACCUCUAUUGUCGAGUAUGCAGCCUCAUUCUCAAAGGGGACCAGGUGGCCUCCCUUCAGUCACAUCAGUCCGUCAUCCAGGCCCUGUCCCGCAAAGGCAUUUACGUGAUGGAGGGUGAUGAUACGCCCGUCACUGAAGGGGACCUGACUUGUCAGCCUAUCAAAAUGAGCUCCCACAUGCCCAUGAUUGAUGCUCUGAUGAUGGCCUACACGGUGGAGAUGAUCAGCAUUGAGAAGGUGGUAACCUGUGUGAAACGGUUCUCCACCUUCAGUGCUUCAAAGGAGCUCCCCUUUGAUCUGGAAGAUGCCAUGAUCUUCUGGAUUAACAAGGUGAACCUAAAAAUGAGGGAAAUCACAGAAAAGGAACACAAAGUGAAGCAGCAUCUGCUGGAUUCUCCCAGCCACCAGAAGUGUGAUCUCCUGCUUGAGCUGGCCAAUUGCAUGCAACCACAUAUGGUACGCUACAGGCGGGAACACGGCUCUGGCCGUCAGCUGCCUCACUUCCCCCUGCUGGAGGAUCUGAUGAGGGAUGUGUGUGAUGGUGCUGCCCUGCUUACUGUGGUCCACUACUACUGCCCGGACCUGAUGAAGCUUGACGAUAUUUGCUUGAAGGAGGUCACAUCAAUAGCGGACAGCCUGUACAACAUUCAGCUACUGAAGGAGUUUUCCAACGAGUACCUUAAUAAGGGUUUCUAUUUAACACUAGAAGACCUGCUGUAUUCCCCUCUUGUACUCAAGCACAAUGUGAUGGUAUUCAUUGCUGAACUUUUCUGGUGGUUUGAGAUUGUGAAACCUGAGUUUGUCCAGCCGAGGGAUGUCCAGGAAUUCAAGGAUGCAAGAGCAAUGACUCAGUCCAAGAGUUCCCGGCCCACUGUGCCCAUCUCCAAUGCUACUAAACGGAGCUUCCUGGUUUCACCUGGCAUGUCUGAUCCUGCUCAUCCUGCCCCCACCAGCCCGGAAGUGUGUAACAGGUACUUCCUGCACCCUGAGGAAUCUGAAAACCUGAACAAGGGCAGUUCCAGCUUCAGUCCCUCACAUCCACUCCUACCUCUGAGACAGAGACAGCAGAAAGCUCAGCAAGGGGAGGAAGCUUCAGCGUGUAGAAAUCGCUCCAAUUCUUUGACGCAAGAAAGUCGUGGGUCUGUGGCUUGGGCUGACAAAAGACAAAGGCCACUCUCCCAGCUGAAUCGCUACGUUCUCCACUGUGCCACGGACAGCGACGCAGACUUAGCUUCAGGCGACAGUGCUAGUCUGACCUGCUCCAUCAGUGAGGACAGCUUGGCCUCUACUGUCACACCCAAGCAUCAGAGCCAUCUGAUCCAGAGUGGUCCUCGCAGAGCCAAUGGUCACGGACUACUGGGGAAUGUUAUCAUGGAUGAAGAAGACGAGACUGUAAUCAUUUCCAAAGCGGAGUCAUCAAAGAUUGACACAACUUUGACAAACUCUGGGGACAUGGAACGCCAGGGGGUCGCCUCGGGUGCUAAAACGAGCACCUGGGCAAGACCAGAGGAAGCCAGUGCAGAUUCCCGGACUGCCAGUUUUUAUUUGGAGCCAUUGAUGCCUGCUGUUCUUAAACCAGCGAAAGAAAAAUCCAUAUGCCUGAACAAGGAAGAAGAGUCUGGGGAAUCGAGACAUCGUGGAACACCACGCACAACACGAGUUGGUGCAGGAGAUGGACCGAGUUCCUCAGCUAGACGAAGACCUCCACACAGCCUUAACAGAACCUUCAAUGCUAGCUCCAGCUCUGAGCAUGAGUUGGCUUCUGAGCCCAAAUCCAGUGACUCUGUGCCUACAUCUCCUGGGCAGACUCAAGCCUUCAGACCCUUGGUCACAAGCAGCGUUGAGCCCCAAGCUGAACAGCCUGCGGGUUUCUACUUGCAUACGUCUGUUCAUGAGGACAACAGGCCUGUCCAGGCCUGGGGCGUACUGCCUGACUCUGAUACAGAUGCUGUUGAGACCAUUGAAGAGCAGGAUGCAGAGCUAACCAAAGAGCUGCAUCCACAAAAGAGACAGUUGUACGAAGAGGAUGUUGAGUCUGCGAAACUGAGAGAGGACAUGAACGUAAAGGAGCAUGAGGACAAAGAUGAAGGUAGUAGGUGCUCCAGUCCUGGUCUUAGUGUUCAGUCACAGGCAAGCAGUGUUGCCAGCGGCAGUGUGCGGAUGACCAGCUUUGCGGAGCGAAAGAUGCAGAGGUUUGGAAGUAACCAAGACAUUCGCUCCAGCGCCAGCAGCUCACAAAGGACCACACCUGAUGGUUCUGAGUGUGGCUCCUUUCCCCUUACUUCUUGGAGGAUGAAGAGGGACCAGAGUCCCUCACAGCAGGGCAAAGACAAUGCAAACAUGUUGGCUUCAGAACUUGUGCAACUGCACAUGCAGCUUGAAGAAAAAAGACGGGCCAUUGAGACCCAGAAAAAGAAGAUGGAGGUCUUGUGUGCUAGGCAAAGACUCAAACUUGGAAAGGCUGCCUUUCUGAACAUUGUCAAAAAAGGGAAGAGCGACACGCUUCCUCAGCCUCUCAAACCAGACUACUUGAAAGAUGGUCAGACGCUCAAUGGUGAAAAAGAAAAGUCGUCAAAAGACGACUCCUGCCUUGAUGGGAUGAGGGAUGGAGAGAAAGGCACUCCAGAGCCGGAGAAGGCAUCUCUUGAAUGGGACAGUGCAGCUGCUGUGCCCCCUAGUGCCUUAGAUGCAGAUGAGGAAAUAGACCUCAAUGAGUGUAACCGCUCCAUAGAACUGCUCAACGAGGCCAUCAGCACCAUUCAGCAGCAGAUGAUGCAGCUGUCCCUUCAACAGGACGUUCUCAUGAAGCAAAACGUUCAGUCCCCACCAAGUGCAGGUCCACCGCCCAGCUGUGACCAAGGAAAUUUUUCUGAACCAAAGGUUCGUGCUGCUAUUCAGUUCGUGGAGCCGAGCGGGAGCCCCGUAGUCCGUAAACCUCCCAAGCUCACCUCGGCACGGUCUCGCUCCAAACCGUCUGAGCUGAAGCUCUCAAAAGAGCACAGCAAAGGGCAGAAACUAUCUACUCCCACUCCCAUCGACAGCCCUACUCCUAAAGCCAGUCCAGGGGGCAGGACCCCCAGAGCUGAGUCUGAGUUCUUCAUCCCAGAUGAGGGAACCCUGAAAAACGCUUCCUUUCAUCUCUACGAUGAGGCCAACCUGCGUACAGUGUCACGGGAGCCAAGCUCUGUGGCCCUAGGCGUGACGUUUAAUGAGAGUGUGUCUCAUACUCCCAAAGACCCUGACGUAACCUUUGAAAGUGGUCCCAACUUGGAAAAAGUUUUGUUUGAGGACAACUCAAAGAGCAAGGCCAGUCUAAUCGAAGUGGACUUGUCGGACUUGGCGCCCCCGUCAGAAGAUGGAAGUUGCAGUACGUUAGAUGUCACCACAGAUGAAACGGAUGGAGAAAAGAAGUCUGGCAUGGGGUUCUUCUUUAAGGAUGAACAGAAAGCAGAGGAUGAAAUGGCCAAAAAGCGAGCAGCAUUUCUCUUAAAACAACAGAAGAAGGCAGAGGAGGCUCGGCUCCGCAAGCAGCAGAUAGAGGCAGAGUCUGAGCUUAAAAGGGAUGAAGCCAGGCGGAAAGCUGAUGAGGACCGGAUGAGAAAGGAAGAAGAAAAGACAAGGAGGGAGUUAAUCAAGCAAGAAUACCUAAGAAGGAAACAGCAGGAAAUGUUCGAGGAGCAAGAACAGCCUAAGCCUAAGCCUAAACCCAAACCUAAGCCCAAGAAGCAAAGACCCAAGUCUGUGUUUAGAGAAGAACCUUUGAUGCUUCCAAAAGCCUCCCCUGCCAAUGAGAACCUGGUCAGUGCCAAGUCUGGCUCCAAUCUCUCGCUGUCCUCUGUGGCCACCAACGAGGCAGACAGUGUGAACUCUGGGGGUGCAGGAUCUCAGCGCAGUGGGGAGUCGGUGGAGUCGUUUUCAGGCUUCAGUCGGACUACAGAGCGGGACUGGGACAACGGUUCCACUGCGUCUUCCAUUACAUCCACAUCUAUGGCGGAAUAUACAGGCCCUAAACUAUUCAAGGAGCCGAGUGCGAAGUCAAACAAGCCGAUAAUCCACAAUGCCAUCUCUCACUGUUGCCUGGCUGGGAAAGUAAAUGAACCACAGAAAAAUUCCAUUCUUGAGGAGCUUGAGAAGUGCGAGUCGAACCACUUGAUGAUUCUCUUCCGUGACGGUGGUUGCCAGUUCCGGGCACUUUACUCCUACUUCCCUGACACUGAGGAGAUCCAGAAGCUCACUGGCACAGGGCCCAAGAACAUCACCAAGAAGAUGAUCGACAAACUGUACAAGUACAGCUCGGACCGCAAGCAGUUCACUGUCAUACCUGCCAAGACUGUGUCUGUCAGCGUGGAUGCUCUGACCAUCCACAAUCACCUCUGGCAGGCUAAGAGGCCUGGGGUGCCAAAGAAGAGUGUGAAGUGAGAGACUAGAUAAUAGUCCAGGCAGAUACUAGUCUGGAUGUUCCUACUGUAACUGCAGAAAGUCGACAGAGAUGUCCACAAUCAACUCCUUCUCCGCUUGUGCUGUAAUGGGUGGGACGAGAGUGACUGACUGACUGUGUGAGUGAGUGAAUGAAUGAUGAAUGUUCUGGGGUUUGUCUUCUCUAAGCAGCCUGUGGCGUUUUUUUAUUGAUUGAGUUCUUGUUACUUGAAAUCUUUUUCUCAGUUUGGUGAGCUCACCUGCAGCAGAGCUUCCCUUUCUGAUGAGCAGAGCAGAGCAGAACAGAGCAGAUGUUCCUUUGUCUCUUUGCUGUACAACCUGGACUGAGAGACCGAUACUCCUCCUGCUGCUGCGUCUAAACAAGGUCUGCUGCAUCUGAAGAAGACGAGAACCCAAAAAUUCAUAGAAGUAGAAGUAUGAGAAGUAUUCGCCGACUUGCCUCACUUAUUUGUUUUUCUUUCUUCUUUUCCCCAAAAAAAUCAACCCAUGCUGCUCUGAACUCCUCUGUGUCACUGGGACGAUCCCAGUCAUACAUAUUGUUGGCCUUUCACGUAUCGUGGUACUAUCGUCUAUUUAUUCAGCGCUUUAAAAGCAAAUCAUCUGUAGCACUGGUGUGUAAUAGACCUACAGACAUACGACGGACCUUUUUGACAAUAGGCUUUGGUACGUGUCUCGGAUGCUCUUUUUGUUUUGCUACUAUUCUAACGCUAGAGGUAGUGAUUUCUCCACUGGACGGCCGUGUCCCGUAAAAAUGGUGCACUCAUGAUCAUGUUUUAGUGCUUUUACCAUGCAAUGUAACCAACCAUGAGUGAUGUUGGCUCUGGAGCUUUUGUCUCUCAUGCAAAAGAGCAGCAUGCUCUGUUCUGAAGAGUGAUGCUGUAAACGGUUUGAAUUGAAUGACAGUAUUUAAUAUAUUCAUAAUCGGUUACUGCUCUUGCCGUUGCUGUCUAAUUAUUUACCCUUGUUGAGAAAACAUUCCUUUCAGACAGGAGAAGAAAAAUGGGGGUAAAAAGGGUCGACACUGCCAUGUCGUACAUUUAAAUGUUCCCAAAAAAAACACUCACUGAAGCCUUCUUUGAGGUUGGUGUCAAGAUCAAAAUAGUGUUGCACAUGCACUUUACUUCUAAUACUGACGAUUAGCUGGAGAGGAGCACUAAAGGAGACGAAAACUAGUACAGUGCUUUUAAAGCAAUGAUGGUUUAAAAAAAGAGGUUGAACUGCAUUUUACACUUAAACAACUAAACCAGGGGUGUCUGGAUCCUAGGCAUAGAAGCCUUAGUUUUUCAAGCCCUGGGUGUCCAAGCCUUGUGUGACCAGGCACUGGGCGUCUAAAGCCAAGCCUUUGGCAUUCAGGCCAGGCCUUGGGCGACCAGUCUUUGGGUGUUCAAGCUUUGGUUGUCUAAGCCUUGGGCAUCUAAAGCCAGGCUUUGGGUGACCAAGCCUUGGUUUCUAAGCCUUGACGUCUAAAGCUAGGCCUUGGGCAUCCAGGAUAGGCCUUGGGCAUCUAAAGCCAGAGCCUUGGGUGUCUAAAGCCAGCCUUUGGACAUUCAGGAUAGGCCUUGGGUGUCUAAAGCCAAAGCCUUGGGCCUCCAAAGCCAGAGCUUUGGGUGUCUAAGCCAGCCCUUGGACAUCCAGGAUAGGCCUUGGUCAUCUGAGCCAGGCUUUGGGUGUCUAAGCCUUACUUAUCUAAGCCUUGGCUGUCCGCACCUUGGGUGUCUAAGCCUUGAGUCUUCAGGGUGGUGUGGCUGCAGGUUUUCAAUCCAGCCAAGCAGAAGCACUGUUUAAAAACUGACCCUGUAGAAUGAAAACCUGCAGCCACACCAGCUCUCUGCGGAUGAGUUUGGACGCCUCCGAUCUAAAGAAACACUAUACGAUUUAACACUGAUGAGCAAAGGCCCCUAAAAAGGCUCUUAAACUACUGUUUUCCAAAAAAGAAAAUGAAAAAAAAGAAGUAGACAUGGUUCUAAUACGUUGCUGCGUUUGUUUACUUCCCAGUGCAGUUUUGUAUAUUAUGUCUUGUUUAUAUAUAAACUAAAGAUUGUACUGAUUUUGGUCACAGUUCUUUUAAAACACUGUAUUUUUCAUGCUUGGUCAUUUUACUUUUCUCCACCAUACCAUUAUUUAUUUUAAACAAAGGCACUGAAAACUUAAUAAAUAUGUCAAAUAAACUCAUUUACAUCA